AUGGUGCCUGUCCUGCUGUCCCUGCCUCUCCUUCUGGGUCCUGCAGUCCUUCAGGAGACUGGGCCUUACUCUCUGGUUUUCCUCUACACCGGCUUGUCCAGGCCCAGCAAAGGCUUCCCCAGGUUUCAAGCCACUGCGUUUCUCAAUGACCAGACCUUCUUCAGGUACAACAGCAACAGCAGGAAGGCGGAGCCCGUAGGGCCCUGGAGCCAGGUAGAAGGAAUGGAGGACUGGGAGAAGGAGAGCCAGCUUCAGAGGGCCAGGGAGGAGAUCUUCCUCGUGACCCUGAAAGACAUCAUGGACUAUUAUGAGGACAGCGCAGGGUCUCACACCUUCCAGGGAAUGUUCGGUUGUGAGCUGUCAAACAACAGAAGCAGUGGAGCGUUCUGGAGGUAUGCCUACGAUGGACAGGAUUUCAUCGAAUUCAACAAAGAAAUCCCAGCCUGGAUCCCCUUAGACCCCGCAGCUGCGAACACCAAGCAGAAGUGGGAAGCAGAAAAAGUCUAUGUGCAGCGAGCCAAGGCAUACCUGGAGGAGGAGUGUCCUGCAAUGCUGAAGAGGUACCUGAGCUACAGCAGAUCUCACCUGGACCAAAAAGACCCUCCCACUGUGACCAUCACCAGCCGUGCAACGCCAGGAAGAAACAGGAUAUUCAAAUGCCUGGCCUAUGACUUCUACCCUCAAGGAAUUAGACUACACUGGAACCAGGCCGGCAAGAUGCCAGCAUCUGAAUCAAGAGGUGUUUUUCCCAGUGGAAAUGGCACGUACCUAUCCUGGGUGGAGGUGGAAGUCCCUGCUCAGGACAGAGACCCCUACUUCUGCCACGUGGAACACAGUGGACUGUCCCAAUCUCUCUCGGUGCAGUGGGAUGAGACAAAGAGAGCAAAAGCCGAAAGCAAGGUGGCAACCCGGCCUCAGUAAGUCCCUCUCUCUGCGUGACGUGAGAGAGGUGAACUUCAGAAGUCAUUGUCACCCACAAGCCUUCCAUGGGCAGCUGCACAACAGCCAACAAAAAUCCAAGGAACAGGUGUGAGGACAGAAGACUUCAAUACCAACCACUGGGUUUACGCUCAACGUCAAAUCACCUGGUCUUGUGACACUCCUUACGGAUGAACCUGUAAGCCCUCACAGUGACCCUCAUGCCUGGCACUGUAUAGGAAGGUCUUUUAA
Chionomys nivalis (European snow vole) is the source of this 1170-nucleotide messenger RNA. It is a transcript of the gene Azgp1, whose product is annotated as alpha-2-glycoprotein 1, zinc-binding. The transcript has 4 exons. Gene Ontology annotation, biological process: immune response. The record is from RefSeq and is a predicted model, not a curated record. Gene Ontology annotation, cellular component: external side of plasma membrane. Bases 1 to 921 code for a protein of 306 amino acids. Lineage: Eukaryota; Metazoa; Chordata; Mammalia; Rodentia; Cricetidae.